This is a messenger RNA of Syzygium oleosum, 1632 nucleotides long. RefSeq names its product F-box protein PP2-A12-like. The transcript is spliced from 3 exons. Gene Ontology annotation, molecular function: protein binding. Lineage: Eukaryota; Viridiplantae; Streptophyta; Magnoliopsida; Myrtales; Myrtaceae. The record is from RefSeq and is a predicted model, not a curated record. Bases 1 to 459 code for a protein of 152 amino acids.
AUGGGUUUGAUCUUCUCGAGCGAGUCCCUGGGUUGCGCGCCCUCCGCCGGGCCGGCGGCGGCGACGGGGCUGGGGGACCUGCCGGAGGGCUGCGCGGCGUCGAUCUUGGCCUACUUGGAGCCGACGGAUAUCUGCCGGCUGGGGGGACUGAAUCGGGCGUUCCGAGGGGCGUCGUGGGCGGAUUUCGUCUGGGAAUCGAAGCUGCCCGAGAACUACGGUGUUCUCGUCGAGAAGGUGCUCGGUGGUGCCUGUGUCGUUGGAAAUGGGUUGAGCAAGAGGGAGAUAUACACGCGGCUUUGUCGAGCUAACGUUUUCGAUGGAGGCACAAAGAAAGUUUGGCUGGAUAAAUGUACCAGCCGUGUUUGUAUAUCUAUUGCUUCAAAAGGCUUAGCUAUUACUGGGAUCGAUGAUAGAAGAUAUUGGAGUCACAUCCCAACAGAGGAAUCUAGAUGGCCUUAAGAACCGGAGCUCAGCUUUCUUAACCUCAUGCUGAAGGACCUAUCAGUUUAGUUUCAUUGGUGGACUAUUUAUCUGAUUCUUCUAUAUUUGUAAAGUUAUCAGCUGUCUUCAAGAAGUUAUAACCAUGAUGCUUUUGGAAGAAGAAUGGACUCAGUUCUGAGCUUUGAUUACGACAUCUAGUUGUUAUACGACUCAGUUCUGAGCUUUGAUUCCUACAUCUAGUUGUUAUAUCUUUUGGGCUAUUUAUACAGGCAAUAUCAGAAAAUUAAGGACUAUUCACUUAGAGCUUUAUCUAUUUUUUUUUUUAAAUAUCAAACUCUUUUGAGGCACCAAUCAGAAUUUGAUGCAAUUAGAUGGUUCCAGUCUUUCUUUGAAAUAUUAAACUUUUAGACCAUGACAUGCUUUGUAGCCUUUGCAGCUGAACUUUCCUGCUGUUAUUGACAGUUGACAUGGCGUCCAUCAAGAAGUCAGGGCAACUGUCUCAAAAACUUUAUUACCUCGUAAAUUUCGUCAUCCUUAUUUUCUCUCGUUGUUGGAAAGCAAAUAAAAAAAAGCAUGGAGACUUGUAUAAAGUGUAGAAUUUGGGUUACACAAUGUCAUUUGUUACUGAAUCUGAAGUGCUACUCUUGUUUCGUUGAGUACCAUAGUCUUAGGCCUAUCAUCUACAUGUGCAGUUGGUGCUUGACAUCUAUUCUGCUAUUUUUCAAUCUAUGGGAAAUGGCCAAGUAUGGUUGGAAGGAGAUAAGGUUUUUUUGGGUUUGUGUCUUCGAAAAACAUCGGUGCUCCUUUGUACUUUUCUUAGCCUUUUUUAUUUCUUUAGCCUUGUUGACUUAUAAAUGCUGAUGUUUGUUCUGGGAAUUGGGUGUGCCAAUUGAAAACCUGAUAGCGGCAUUGUUGGUGAAUUCUGUUAUACCACAUGAGUUAUUACAGUCAAAUAAAGCUACCAAUUGGAUUGCUGUCUUUGAGAGAGCACUUGCGUGUUUGGUUAAGUAUCAUCACCAUACCAAGCCUCAGGAGGUGUGGUCAUGGGUUAGUCCUACUGAAAAAAACUUCCUUUGGGCCACUCUUGGGUUUCCCCUGCCUUGGUAACUACUUAGUUGCAAUGCAAUGGGAGACUACCUCGACAGAUUAGUAGGGUGCUUUAAGAGGCACCGACGCUUAAUGUUAGAAAAA